Molecule: messenger RNA, 4493 nt
Organism: Seriola aureovittata
Lineage: Eukaryota; Metazoa; Chordata; Actinopteri; Carangiformes; Carangidae
Gene: en2a
Product: engrailed homeobox 2a
Exons: 2
Coding region: 1687-2493 (268 amino acids)
Biological process (GO): regulation of transcription by RNA polymerase II; multicellular organism development; neuron differentiation
Cellular component (GO): nucleus
Molecular function (GO): RNA polymerase II cis-regulatory region sequence-specific DNA binding; DNA-binding transcription factor activity, RNA polymerase II-specific
Source: RefSeq, a predicted model, not a curated record
AAAGACAAACUUAGUGCUGGUCAGCGAAAGUUGCUCAAAGUUUUGUCUUUGGCGCGACUCAGUAUCCCGAGCACCGAGCACAAAACAGUUUGUUUGCAUCACUGAUUUCUUUUAAAGGGAUACGGACCCAGUUCUUGGUCGACCGCAGGGUCACGACAGGCGAACAUGAGAACAUCAAAAAAAUACUUAACACACAUCCCCUGCGCGUUUGAAAUCACGCAGGGAAGAGUCUUGGGCUGUCACGUUUCACUUUUGAUGCAUUUUGUUGCCAAUUAUGAGGCGACAUGACACAUUAGACAAUCCUGCAAACCAGAGUGCUUACAUUACACGAUACAACCAACAAAGUGUUGUUGCUCUGGAUUCAAAAAAUAAUAAUGAUAAAAUAAUUUUUUCUUUUGAGAUUUAAUUCAAUUUUUGAAGAAAACACGGUCACUCCACCCUCAGUUCAAAACGUGAGUACACAGACAUGCAGCAGUUUGUGUCCGCGGUUAAGCUUGGCCAGGACACUGACUUUAAGUCACUCCGAGUCCAUCUGACCUCACAGGUGUUAGAAUAACCUCUAAUGCGUCUGUAUUCUGGGAUAUUUCCGACAGAUACUGCCGUUAUACACUGUUGUCCAAAGAUGUAUUUCACUUGAUAUCCAAACACAUGUUGCCUCAAAGAUUUUCACGUCACGGAUCCCCAGAUACAUCCACGUGAGGCCAUUUUCCUCUAUUUUGAUGGGAUUGCGUUUGAUCUGGCUUCAGGAGAGCAGAUUUCUCUUGUUAUUGGUUGUAAAAUCAAACUGUAUUCAACUAUGGGGUUUGUGAAAGUGUCGAGGAUUAAACAUCUUCACAACAAACAUGUGUUAUAGUGCAUUAAAGCAAAGUGAAAAUGUACUAUUGCUCAUUUUAUUGGGGAUCCCUCCAUGCCCUGCAAGCAAGGAACCCCGGGGGUCCCUGCAACCCAAUUUGACAACCGAUACUUCAAUCUCCCAUUGUUUUUAGAAACACAAACGAGCCGAUGUGCAUCGUGUUUUCCUUUGCAAACUUAAACUCCAAUAAAUUAAGUUGCAUGUUCAUAAACACAGAUGAAUUAUUGGGAGUAUCCGAGGGCAUGCACAGGAUUUAAAUUAGGUUUCUUCUCCGUUAGUCCAGGACUCUUUCCCUUUACCAAGGCGAGGAUGGGCGUUUGUGGACUGCUCUGGAGUCUGCGUCACGUGGCCUGGUUUCUGCCACCCUAUUGGUCCAAGGCACGUGUCAGGGAGGACGGUGGGAAAACGUCACUCGGGGGGCUCGUAUUGAAAAUAAGAACAAAACUCCAGAGUGAGUGUAUUAGAGCAUCAGUUUAGGAGCCUCUUUAUUUACCCUUAGUUUAGUUUAGGUGUAGGCAUUACUGAGCACACUGAAAUCGGAUAACACUAAAUUGGAUGGUGCGCAAAUGGCACAUGUUUUAGCUCUACGGUGUCAGUUGUAACCCGAGAUAGAGGGAAUAUAUGUCAAAAAGUAUGCUUUUCUCAGAGGACACUACCGCAAGGCUUUGCAUGGUGUCCAAGCCACUCACUAGCAUUUGAGUUUUAUUUUUUUUAUUUAUUUUACGCGUGCAGUUUUUUUAAAUUUAAUUUCCCUGAAGUUCUUUACGUAUUUUAUUGCAGCGGAGAGAGCGAUAAAGGGGUUAAAGAGAGUAAAGCGGGGAAAGUGAAUCAGUAUGGAAGAAAAUGAUCACGGCAACAGAGACGUGGUGGAGCGGCAGGAGUCGGCGGAUGAAUCAAACAGAGCCAUCCUUCCCCUGUUACAGGCUCCGGGGAACCUGCAGAUCCCUCACCGGGUCACCAAUUUCUUCAUCGACAACAUCCUGCGGCCGGAUUUCGGGAAGAGAAAAGACGGGGGCGCAAACCGCGAAGAGAGUAGCCUGGCAUCGCGGGAGAGCCACAACAGCCCCGCCGCCCCUCAGACCGAACCGGUGGGGAGCACGGUGCCGGCGGAGGGGACCUCCACUCCACACACGGUUACCGCGGGUAAGAAGCCCACUAUAGCCGCCGAGGAGCCCCUGAAACCCCGCGGGGAGAACGGAGACCAGUGCCUAAGCUCAGACUCAGACAGUUCCCAAGCCAGCUCAAACCCAGCCACGUCCCAGCCCAUGCUGUGGCCAGCCUGGGUCUACUGCACCAGAUACUCGGACAGGCCUUCUUCAGGGCCAAGAUCUCGCAAACCAAAGAAGAAAACGACCAGCAAAGAGGACAAGCGACCACGGACGGCCUUCACAGCAGAACAGCUGCAAAGACUAAAAUCGGAGUUUCAGACAAAUCGGUAUCUGACCGAGCAGAGGCGGCAGAACCUGGCGCAGGAACUGGGCCUGAACGAGUCCCAGAUCAAGAUCUGGUUUCAGAACAAGAGGGCCAAAAUCAAGAAGGCCAGCGGCACUAAAAACAGUCUGGCCUUGCACCUGAUGGCACAGGGACUGUACAAUCACGCCACCGUCACGUCGAAAGACGAAAAAUCAGACAGCGAUUGAUUUUCAGAGAAGUAACAGCAGCCUCCUUGACGAAAAAGAGCCUAUAGUAAUCCUAUAUAGUUUGUUUUAUAGAGAUAUCACAGCGAAACUCUGCCUACAGGAAUAUUUCAUCACACAGCAGCAGAUACAAAUACCACUGAGUACUAAAUGCUGACCCAGUAGACAUACAAUGGGUUCAGGGCAGCAUGAGAAAUAAUUACAAAAAUACUCCAGAUGAACAGUAAGGUCAGUGGACAACCGAGAGUCCACACAGGAAUACUGAAUGAUCUCUAUAGGUUCCUAUAGGAGUAUUAUAGGGAUUUUUCGUUAUAUGGGAGGUGUAAUCAAGCCUACAAUGCAAUAAUUUCAUCGAAUAAAGGGCCAGUGUAUAGAGUAUACCAGCAUAAAUUGUUUAAAAAAUAACAGAGAGAGAUAUUUCUGCAAUAUCACGUCUAUAAAAGAUGUUGUAUAAAGGUAUGUUUUCAUUGUUUGUCGUUCCCCCUCACCCCGCCCCCCCCCACAGGAGGUACAAAUGCUUACACCCUUCAUUUUUCUAUAGGCCUACUGCUAUCCAUGAUUGUCAUCAUUUUACAUUUAACUGGCACUUGACGUUUCGAUCUUGUCAGUGAAGUGAACAAACUUAAAGUCCAAAGAAUAUUUUUCUGCUGCAUCCAGGCUACUGUGAAUUUAAAUAAAUGCUAACACGAUUUUAUUUCCAUGCUUGUUGGUUUCCUUGGUUGUGUUUGAUGUAAAAAAAAAAAAAAAAAAAAAAAAAAAAAAAAUGGACAGGAGGUGUUUUUGAGUCUCACUCGUAGACCUAAUUGGGCAGACAAUGAAUUUUGAUACGUUUUUUAAAAAAGAAAUUCACAGGAACAGUUUAUUAUUAUAAGUGACUGAGAGAGGUAGCGAUUUUUUCUAACACGCCACUUCACUAAAAUGCUGACUUAAGCCUUGUUUCUAUGUAUGUGGUCGUCUCAUAGCCUUUAAACAACUAUUAUGCGCGUAUUCCCUUCGUUAUACCAAUGCAUCAGUGCAGCUAUUAUAGUUUUAAAUAGCAAUAUGAGUCAUUUUUUUGUAGCUAAAUGAUUUCGAGGCUAUAAUGCUGCCCAUAAAGUCACAGAAACAACUCUGUAGCAUAAAGACAAUGAUGACAACCAUUUUGCGCACUCUUGAGUAUAGACUAUAAAUGCAGGUUAUUGGAUGUUCUUGUUAAAUCUUUCUCUAUAUACAUUUUUAUUACAUAUCCAUAUAUCAUAAAAGAAGGCAAAUCCGUCAGUGACUGUAUUACAAAUGUUGGAAAUCUUAUCGUUGUUGAAAGGACUUCAUAUGUGUAUUUAUAUAGAUUAUAUUGAGAAAAAAAUCUAUCCAAUGACCAGUGUUGCUUUAGAGUAGAUAUCUGAGGUGUUUACACUGCUUGUUUAUCUUGCAAUAACUUCUUUUUGUUUUCUUUUUUUUUUUUUUUUGUGAAUGAAAAAUAGUUUAUGGGGCCUUUGCAUGAAAGCUGCAAUUUGUUGUACUUGGGCAAAUAACUGUGUUUAUAAACUUUGGUCUGUAUCGACGAAAGUAUGAUCGAGCUAAGUUUUAGACUGUAUCCAUACCAAAUUGUGGACUUUUUGCCUUUCAAAGUGUUUUUGUUGUGUAUCUGCAAAAAGUGUGUGUGAAUUAAAAUCCACCAAACAGAAACACACUUUGCCUUAAAGUUCAAGUGUGAACUUUUUAUGAAACAGAACUGUGCCGAAUCAGAGAAGCAGUAUUACUUCAAAUGCAGACUAUUCAAGUUUAAUGCCUUUAUGAGAACUGCUGGUACGACAUUAUGAAUUUACUCAUCAGCGUAUAUCUAUCUAUAUAUGAACAUGUUUAAAUAAAAUUACAACACAGAGUUGUAGAAUACAAUGCUAUUUUUUAUUUUAUGUUGGAAGUAUUCUUUGGUAUAAAUGUACAUAAUUUGUAUCAUGUAUUAAUUGUGUAAUUAACUGCCUCCUGAAAACUGCAAAAGAAGAGUAAAUAAAGCUUGAAGAUUA